AAAGCCUUCAAUAUACAGCAAAUGUCUUUUCCUUAAAACAACUCUCAACAAUCCCACAUCCAUUCUGUCGAGUUUGAGAUUGUAAGUUCAUAGCAAAAUGAACUCAAAGAGUAGUACCAUUGAGGUUGGAGCUGAUGGAGUUGCUGUUAUCACCAUUAUUAACCCUCCUGUCAAUUCUCUUUCCUUAGAUGUUUUGUACAGCUUGGAAAAGAAAUUAGAGGAAGGCUUAAGGAGAGAUGAUGUGAAGGCCAUUGUUGUGAUAGGUUAUCAAGGCAAUUUCUCGAGUGGUUUUCAUAUCUCUUCCUUUGAUGACUUGCAACAAGGAAAAGUUGCACAACCAAAACCUGGUUAUGUAUCAGUUGAUAUUCUCACCGACACUGUGGAAGCUGCACGAAAACCUUUAGUGGCGGCGAUUGAUGGUUAUGCAUUAGGUGGAGGAUUAGAAAUUGCAAUGUGUUGUCAUGCGCGGAUUUCCACUCCGAAUGCACAACUUGGCUUGCCAGAACUUCACCUUGGUAUAAUUCCUGGAUUUGGAGGUACUCAGAGACUUCCACGCCUUGUCGGACUUGCUAAGUCCCUCGAAAUGUUGCUAACAGCAAAACUUGUUAAAGGGGAGGAAGCUCUGGACCUUGGCCUUGUUGAUGCUAUAGUUUCAUCACACCAAUUACUGGAUACUGCUCGUAAAUGGGCACUCGAUAUUUGGGAGCGCAAAAGACCUUGGAUUCCCACUCUUCACAGAAAUGAUAAGAUAGAGUCUAUUGGCGAGGCAAAGGAAAUGCUAAAGUUUGCUAGAGCUCAGGCCAUCAAACAGGCUCCAAAUAUUUAUCAUCCUUUAGCCUACAUUGAUGUUAUUGAAGAAGGCGUAGUGUCCGGUCCACGUGCUGGACUUAUCAAGGAGUAUGAAACAUUCGAAGUUCUUCUUCGUUCAGACACUUGUAAGGCCUUAGUCCACAUUUUCUUUGCCCAGCGUGGAACGACUAAGGUUCCAGGGGUGACUGAUAUGGGGUUAGUGCCACGACAAGUUAAGAAGGUUGCGAUUGUUGGAGGUGGAUUAAUGGGUUCUGGAAUUGCAACUGCAUUACUUCUUAGUAAUUAUCCUGUGAUCUUAAAAGAAGUUAAUGACAAAUUUCUAGAGGCUGGGAUUGAUAGAGUAAAAGCAAAUCUGCAACGCCGCGUCAAUAAAGGAAAAUUGAGUGAAGACAAGUUUGAAAAAGCUCUCUCCCUAUUCAAGGGUACUCUUGAUUAUGAAAGCUUUAGAGAUGUUGACAUGGUCAUUGAGGCUGUCACUGAAGACGUACCUUUAAAGCAGCAAAUAUUUAUUGAUCUAGAGAAGUUUUGCUCUCAACAUUGUAUACUUGCUAGUAAUACCUCUACAAUUGACUUGAAUUUGAUUGGGGAAAAGACCAAAUCUCAAGAUCGUAUUAUUGGCGCUCACUUUUUCAGUCCGGCUCAUGUGAUGCCACUUAUGGAAAUUGUUCGCACUCAACAGACAUCUCCACAAGUAAUAGUAGACUUGCUUGAUGUUGGAAAGAAGAUAAAGAAAACCCCUGUAGUAGUAAGGAAUUGCACUGGUUUUGCUGUCAACAGGAUGUUCUUUCCUUAUACCCAAGCUGCUCUUUUGCUUGUUGAACAUGGAACUGAUAUAUAUUGCAUUGAUAGAGCUUUUACUAAAUUUGGAAUGCCUAUGGGUCCCUUCAGACUGUGUGAUCUUAUUGGUAUUAGUGUUGCAAUGGAGAGUAUGCCCGAUAGAACUUACAAGUCCAUGCUUAUUCCGCUUUUGCAGGGAAAUAAAAGAUUAGGCGAAACGACUCAGAGAGGGUUCUAUAUAUACGAUAAAAGACGCAAAGCCAAACCUGAUCCAGAAAUUAAGAAAUACAUUGAGAAGGCAAGAGAGAAUUCUGGUGUCAACAUUGACCCUAAGUUGGAAAAACUCUCGGACAAGGAUAUCGUCGAAAUGAUAUUAUUCCCUGUAGUAAAUGAAGCAUGCAGAUUACUUGCCAAAGGCAUUGUUGUCAAAGCUUCUGAUCUUGACAUUGCUUCUGUCAUGGGCACAGGGUUCCCUCCUUACAGGGGAGGGAUCAUAUACUGGGCAGAUACUCUUGGAUCCAAAUACAUUUGUUCAAGAUUGGAUGAUUGGGCAAGAAUGUAUGGAAACUUUUUCAAUCCUUGUGCCUACCUUGCUGAUAAAGCUGCUAGUGGGGUUCCUCUGAGUGUAACUAUGGAUCCUACAAAGUCACGCCUAUAAAGAUCAGUGAUGCUAGCUUUUGAGCAUUCUUCAAUUUACUGUGGUGUGUUGGAUGGAUUUAUGAUUAUGCAUGUGGUUAAUAAUGUGUGAAUGGAGAAGGAAUAUAGAUUACUUAUGUAACUUAAAACUUAACCAUCCCAGAACAAUGUGAGAAUUUCUUUAGCUGUCUGUUAAGUGAUUUGAUAAUGGAAAACAAAUACUCCAACUUAUAUAUGUGUAAAGGCUGUAUAGGUUCCAAUUUGGGUUC
Messenger RNA from Nicotiana tabacum (common tobacco), 2492 nucleotides. Its product is annotated as glyoxysomal fatty acid beta-oxidation multifunctional protein MFP-a-like. Gene Ontology annotation, molecular function: NAD+ binding; (3S)-3-hydroxyacyl-CoA dehydrogenase (NAD+) activity. The record is from RefSeq and is a predicted model, not a curated record. Gene Ontology annotation, cellular component: peroxisome. Gene Ontology annotation, biological process: fatty acid beta-oxidation. Lineage: Eukaryota; Viridiplantae; Streptophyta; Magnoliopsida; Solanales; Solanaceae.